UCGAGGAUAGAUUUCCUCGGACGUUGACUGAUUAUCGUACGAGGGGAAGAGAGAGAGAUGAUGAGCCAUGGCGACGUAGGGAUGAUGAGAUACACCGAGACCGCAGAGAUUGAGAGCCGUUUGCGCGAGCAAGGAGGCUGGAAAUUUACCCGCGAAGCCCUUGCUAUGAGGCCGAUUGGGGUAGAGGCGACUCCCGCGGCCGAUAGAAGACAGAUCAGGGCCGACGGGAUGGAUAUAGGGACGACAGAUAGGAGAGAUCGGACCGAGAUGGAUAUAGGGACGACAGAUACGAGACAUCGGACCGAGACGGAUAUAGGGACGACAGAUACGAGAGGUCGGGUCGAGAUGGCUACAGGGGUGGUAGGUAUGAAAGAGGAGAUCGGGACUGGGAACGACGAGAUGGGUCGCGCGGACGGUUUGAACGCGGGGGAGAUGCGAGAGAGCAGCGCGACGARUCGCGGGGGUGGUACAACCGAGGGGACCGACGUGAUGAGUCACGAGGGCGAUAUGACUCGGGGGACCGCCGGAAUAAUUCGUGAGGGCGGUAUGAGCAAGGAGGGUCUGGAGGAGACCGCCGCAACGAUUCGCACGGUCGAAAUGAGAAAGGGGGAUAUGGCGAGUUCGAUCUCUAGAAGCGCAGACGACAGGCCAUCUACUCCCAGGAACUCAUGCGUCUACUGUAGAGGAGAAGAUCAUAUCAAGAAGGAUUGCCCGGACCUCAAACGGGCAAUAGAUGAGGGACUUGUCGUGCUUGACGACCAUAAGUACGUCAAGUGGGCAGAUGGUCUGGGAGAUGUAUCGAUGUUCCCUUCGAUGAAGGAGAAUGUCGAAGCAAGGAGAGUAAAGCCGAGUAAAGAAAAGGAGCCGGUCAGGAGCCAUAGCAUCAAGAUAACCUUUGAGGGGGAUAUGGCGACCACACCGAUAAGGGUGACAGCCACCAAGUCGACGAGAGGGUCUACAUCGAAGAAGACUGACACGGAUUACGUGAUGGCGGAGAAGGACGGGCAGCGGAUCGAUGGAGACGAGUGCUCUAUUCUGGAGUACCUGGCGGCAUCGAAGCCGGCUCGUGAUGAGUUACAGAUGAUCACGCGGAAGACUCGCAUACCUCUAUCGGAGGAGGGUCAGGGGGCCCCUAAGGUGGAAGCUUCUACAGUAGCAGGAACGGGGGUGACUGCCAAAGCGGAUCGCAUGACGACAGUCCUUCUCGAUGGAAUGGCAGGUGUGCCUCCAGACAAGUUUUAUAUACUUGGUAGCGGGGCCGUGGAGACGAUUAUAAACGAUGGAGUGGUACUCGAUGCUGUGAUCGAUAACGGCAGUGAGGCUGUCAUCAUAGAMGAGGAYCUGGCAGUACAGGUUGGACUGGGYCUCGAUAGGUCAUACCUAYUCGAGAUAGAGACGGCUGAUGGGAGAAAGCAACAGAUCACUGGGGUUUGUCACAAGGCAGCCAUAGAGGUCCAAGGGGUACGAGUGACCCUGCCUGUCUUUGCAGUCAAGAACUGCAGCUCCGACCUGGUCUUGGGUCGAACGUGGCUGAGCCACGUGCAUGUGGUGACGAUAGAGCGACCUGAUGGGAGUCAAAAAUUGUCCAUUAAGAAGCCAGACGGGACGCGGGUAAUGAUUGAGGCAGUGGAGCCUCGGGACCCGAGGAACAGAGCAGCUCUCGCUGUGGGUGCGAGACCCAGUGAUCAGAUUAAGUCGUUACCUAUCUCCGGCCGCGCGGUGCGAUUUCGCGAGAAGAAAUAUGGACCACUGCUCACAGAGGAAGAAGGUCGGAUCGUGGAGGUGGAAGAUUUAGGGAGUCGGCUAAUAGAGCGAGAACGUGUGAUAGAAAUCCUGAAGACAUGUGAUAAGGCCAUAGCUUUUAGUGACGCGGAGCGCGGUAGGGUUGACCCUCGAUACGCUAAGCCAGCAAGGAUUUACACGACACCACAUGUUCCCUGGAAUGACGCGGGAUGGAAAUACGCCCAGAAGGAGAAGGAAGAAGUUAUCGCUUUCCUAAAAGAAAAGAUGGUUUUCCAUGUUGCGGAGCCGUCUGAUAGCGCUUAUGCUAAUCGAUGGUUCUUCCUACGAAAGCCGAAUGGCAAGAUCCGAUGGAUCCAGGACCUUCAGAAGGUCAACGCGGUGACGAUACGAGACGUGGGCUCCKUGCCACACGCCGAUUUACUGGCAGAAGGCGCUGCAGGUAGGUCGAUUUAUUCGGUCUGUGAUCUGUUCUCAGGCUAUGAUGAGGUGCCACUUGACCCUAGAGAGAAGCACCUCACGGCUAUGCAUACGCCAUUGGGACUAAUACAGAUGAUGGUUGUCCCUAUGGGUUGGACUAAUGGGGUAGCCGUUUUUCAAAGAGCCAUGGUAGCCCUCCUCAAGGACUUCAUCCCUGAUAAGGUUGAAGUUUUUCUGGAUGACUUUCCUAUAAAAGAGCCAAUAAACAAGGAUGAGGCAGAGGUUGCACUUGGAGUUAGAAGAUUCGUCGAGCAGCACCUAACGGAUAUUUGCGCGGUACUCGAGCAGCUGGACGAUGCGAAUCUAACAGUCAGCGGAACAAAGAGCCGAUGGGCCGUCUCGACUAUUAAGAUCUUGGGCUUUAUCUGUGACUCGAGAGGACGCCGAGCAGAUCCGGCGAAGUUAGACAAACUCCUGAACUGGCUGUCACCAUUACAUAGUCCAACCGAGGUCCGACAGUUUUUGGGAGUGGUCGGUUACUGGCGUAUAUUUAUACGAGGGUAUGCGAAGAAGGCUGAGCCAUUGAGAUUACUCCUUCGAAAGACAGAAAAAUUCUACUGGGAUUCUUCGCAGGAACUCGCUAUGCAAGAACUUAAAGAUGAAUUUAAGGAGGGAGGACGCGUGUUGGGCGUGCCAUUCUUUGACGAUCAGACCGAGAGACCCUUCAUAGUAUCCACGGAUGCUAGACCAUGUUCAGUAGGUGGUUUGCUGUCUCGGAAGAACGCUGGAAGGAAGGAAAGACCGUUAAGAUCUGAGAGUAUGACACUUAAUACGGCUGAGCGUAACUACAAUCAAUUCAAGAAGGAAGUGUUAGCUGUUCUCCGGUGUCUAGAUACGUUCAGACACUAUAUCUAUGGGCGACGGUUCAUCUUGAGAGUAGACCCCACCGCGGUUGCCUCUGUCCUCCAGAAGGACUUCAGUCUGAUGGACCCGACCAUCGCCCGAUGGUUAAUACGGAUUCGGUUAUACGAUUACACGGUUGAGAGGAUAUCUGACACUAAAAAUGCCGUGGCAGAUGGACUUUCGCGCAUCCCUCUUGAGGCCGAGCGCCCGAUAGUAGCAAGGACCCUGACUAUGGCGGAGCCAGGACGCACCGAGCGUUUUCUGGUUAACCUUUACGAGGGCAAAUACCGAAUGAUCGAGCUACAUUUGUCAGGAAAGGAGAGUCAAGCAUCAGAUAUCCAGAGACAAGCGGCCCAGUACUGCCUUAGAGCUGGCCAUCUGUUUCGAAGGCCGGGUGGCUCGGGGAUGCCCUUACGAGUAGUUUGUGACCCUGAGGAGAGACAGACAAUAGUUGUGGAGCUUCAGGACGGGGUAGUCGGAGGACACAGGGGAGUCAAAGGAACCUACGAAAAGGUACGCAGGUUGUACUGGUGGGAAGGACAGUAUAAGGACGUCAAGAGGUAUUGUAAGACCUGCGAAGAGUGCCAGAAGAGAGCUCUUGUGAAAUACAAAGAGCCACUUCAUCCAUCCUAUCCGACCAGACAAGGAGAGAAGGUACACAUCGGUUUAGUGAAAAUGCCGAAAGGGGUAGACAAUAUGAACUACGUUGUGAACAUACGAGACGAUUUCACUGGGUUYGUGGACGGUAGACCUAUCAGGAGUAGGGCGACAAAGGAAGUAAAGAACUUUGUCCUAGAGUACUUAUCUAGGUAUGGUUGUGUCAACAAGAUAAUGAUGGACAGAGGGGCGGAAUUCCUAGCCGACGAGGUUCAGAGCGUGUUCAGGAGAGCCGGGGUGGGAGUUUCGAUAGCCACCGCCUAUCACCCACAGUCGAACUCCCCAGUAGAGAGGGGACACCAGACUCUAAAAGCGUCACUCGUCAAGUGGUGCAAGGGUAAGGACAGUGAUUGGCCACGAUAUUUUCGAUACGCAAUAUGGGCAGACAACGUCACGGUCCGGGCUAGUACCGGAUACCCACCGUACACCUUGUGGUUUGGGCGACAUUGUCCGCUUCCCAUAGAGUUUCACGUCGACAGCUGGACAACCGUCGACUGGGCGGAGGAGAUGUCCAGAGAGGUACUCAUAGCUGCCCGAACAAGACAGAUAACCUACGGUUUGGAAGAUAACCUUAUGACAGCGGCAGAUCGUCUGGCAGUGGAAAGAGACAAAGGUAAAGAGAGAUGGGAUAAGAACUUGAGAAUCAGGAAGGAGAGGGUGAGUGUAGGAGAUAUAGUCCUUCUCUACGAUGCAGCGCUGGAGAGAACCUGGAACGGAAAACUCGCCAACAAAUGGAUGGGACCUUACAGAGUGGUUGAGGCACUCGACUGGGGUGCAUAUAUGAUAGCAGAAUUAGACGGAUCCAUGUGGAAGGACCCAGUGGCGGGUGCUAGGUCAAAGCUGUUUAGGCCCAGGCCCGCACCCAUCUUAUCGCUGACAAGCCCGCAAGGGAAAGGGAUAGCCAAAAUGGAGAAUGGAGCCGUCUCGAGACGAUAUGAGGUGGGAGAGAGUUCCAAAAAGAGGAAGAGGGUAGAAAAAAGAAAGGUCAAAGGAUAGGCGAUAGGGAAGAGAAAGAAAUGGUUAUUCAUGCUCAGGAGAGCCAGACGGAGAGUUCGCAUUAGACGAGCUGAUGAGUCGGCACCUUUCUCGG
Molecule: messenger RNA, 4810 nt
Organism: Chara braunii
Lineage: Eukaryota; Viridiplantae; Streptophyta; Charophyceae; Charales; Characeae
Source: the annotation of a GenBank genome assembly